AUGUCGUCAGAGGUUGAGAAGGCUCAAACGGCGGCCCCCGCUGGGGGUGAUACCAUAUUUGGAAAGAUUGCCCGCAAGGAAAUCCCUGCGAAGAUCGUUUACGAGGAUGACCAAUGCAUGGCAUUUGAUGAUGUGUCACCUCAAGCCCCUGUGCACUUCCUGGUAAUACCCAAAAAGCCAAUAGAAAUGCUUGGUUCGGCCAAAAAAGAGGACGAAUCGCUUCUCGGGCAUUUGCUCUUCGUAGCAAAGACUGUUGCGGACCAAAAGGGCCUGAAAAAUGGGUACCGAGUGGUCGUGAACAAUGGCAAAGAAGGCUGUCAGUCUGUAUAUCAUUUACAUCUGCACGUCAUAGGUGGUCGACAGUUGGGUUGGCCGCCAGGCUGA
This is a messenger RNA of Dibothriocephalus latus, 384 nucleotides long. Lineage: Eukaryota; Metazoa; Platyhelminthes; Cestoda; Diphyllobothriidea; Diphyllobothriidae. The record is from the annotation of a GenBank genome assembly.